GGUUUCCCCCCAUCCGACUGGCUCGACGGCGCCGCCACCGCCGCCGCAGAUUUCUUGCUCCGGCAUGUCCGCCUCAACUGAUCGCUCUCCCCCGUGGGAGGAAGGCCGCGCUUCGGUUCGCAUCAGGUUUUGCUCUUCUGCCCCCAGCGGGACGGCGGCCGAGAGGCUCACCGACGACCUCAUCGUGGAGAUCCUCUCGCGUGUCCCGGCCAAGUCGCUCUGCCGCUUCAAGUGCGUUUCCAACCACUGGCUGAGCCUCAUCCACCACCCGGACCACCGCAAAAAGCUCCCACAAACCCUGGCCGGCUUCUUCUACACGAGCAACGACGUUGAGCGCCUCCCGAUCUCAGCACACCAUCUCGCCAAUGUCUCGGGGAGAAGCUGCCCUGCGAUAGACACUUCUUUCGCCUUCCUGCCCAGCCACCGGCAAGUCGAUCUGCUGAACUGCUGCGGCGGCCUCCUUCUCUGCCGCUGGCACUCCGUCAGGGGUGACGAGUGCCGUUACAUCGUGUGCAAUCCCGCGAGGGAGGAGUGGGUCAUGCUUCCCGAAUCCAGUAAUGCAGGCAUGAGGGGCACUGUAGGUUUGGGUUUCGAUCCGGCUGUAUCCUCCCACUUCCAUGUUUUUGUGUUACUGGUGUUGACGAAUCAUGAUUCUGACUUUGGCUGUUUCCUCACCAGAGUGGAUGUGUAUUCGUCCGAAACCAGGAGAUGGAUUCAUAAAGAAAAGAAAUGGAACGACAAUCGUUUUCUUGUUGGUUCUCAGCAACAUUGUACCAGUUUCCUCAACGGCUCUAUGCAUUUUUAUGCCUACUGCAUGACGACAUCCUAUUGUGUAGUUGUGGUGGACAUGGAGGGGGAAAUAUGGACGAGAUUCCAUAUCCCUGGUGAUCUGGAUCAUGGUUUUCUUCAGCAGUCACAGGGCUGCUUGCACUAUUCCAGUUUUCAGAAAGAUAGAGAUGAGGUGGUUCGACUUGUUGUUUAUGUUCUUGAGGACAAUGACAAAAAAGAGUGGAUGUUGAAGCAUAGCAUUGAAACUUCACACAUAUCUGGAUGGCCACCUAUUGAUCACCGUUGCAUCGCAAUUCAUUUGGAGGGUGACUUGAUCUUCUUCACCGUGGGAUGGGCUACCAAAUUCAUGUGCUAUAAUAUGAAUAGUCGACAAGUCAAAGUGAUCUCCAAUCUUGAAUAUGGUGAACUGCCAUAUCUGCCGUACGUGCCAUUCUAUGCAGAGUUACAAUCAUUGCACAGAAAUGUGAAUCGCUAGUCAAGUAUUCGUACUAUGUGGCAGUGGGCUUAUCAUGUCUGCUCAAGUUUGGUUCUCAUUUUCUUUAAAUGAUGAUGUCUGCAUCCUUUGAAGUUUGGAAUUGUGGUUCAGUAUUGUGGCAGCGUUUCUUAUUUCUUCCAGGUUAGUUCUUGUAGCGAUGAAGGGAGAAAAUGAUAUGAUCAUGCUGUAAAAGACUUGAUGCUUACACUGGUGAUAUCGUCAUUUUGUAGUUGGGGCAAGUAUAUGCAUCUUAUUGACAGACCAAGUACAUGACCGAUUUUCCUGCUAAUGAUAUGAUGUGUGCAUGUGAUCUUAUUUUUUUAACUAGACAUUUAUUUCUGAUGGUGAAACACUUGGAUGGUUACAUGAUCACCCCUUCGAUGCCACAGUAAUAAAGUCUGGCUUAUUUAAAUAGGAAAUGGUGCUCGCAUCAGUGCUUGGACCUUGGCGAAAAUAUCUAUUCUUUCAUGAAACUUUAUUUUUUGAACACAAUAUUUGCUUCAGAGGACUUGGAAAACGUCAUUUUUAGUUUUAUCCCAGAUAGGUAGUUAAAGAGUUUACAAUUACCUGUAAUGUACCAGUUGGCUUACAAUUUGAAACGCCUAUGGCUGUAAGGAAAGGGGAUGGAAUGAGAGUAUUGGACGUCUUGGUCGUCAGAAUCAGUCUACUGUCUUCCUCAAGGGAUGCUUGCAUUUUAUCGCCUAUGGCUGUAAACCAUCACCCAUUUGUGUAGCUGCUGUGGGCAUGGAGGGGAAAACAUCGAGUACUUUCCGUAUCCCUAGUUAUGUGCCUAAUGGUAUUUUUCAGCAGUCACAGGGCUGUUUGCAUUAUUCCAGUUUCCAGGGUGAAGAUGAUGUUGUGCUUCGACUAGUUGUUAAUGUUCUCAAGGACUAUGAAAACAAAGAGUGGAUAUUGAAGCAUACCAUUGGAACUUCAUAGUACAUAUCUGGAGGGAUACAUCUUAAUGGUCACUGUGUGAUUGCAAUUCAUCCGGAGUGUGACUUGAUCUUCUUCGCCGCCGGACAAACUACCAAAUUCAUGUGCUACAAUAUGAAUAGUCAGGAAGUAAAAGUGAUCUCCAAUC
Messenger RNA from Triticum aestivum (bread wheat), 2348 nucleotides. RefSeq names its product F-box protein At5g07610-like. The coding region runs from base 65 to 1264 and encodes 399 amino acids. The transcript is spliced from 2 exons. The record is from RefSeq and is a predicted model, not a curated record. NCBI's taxonomy places the organism in Eukaryota, Viridiplantae, Streptophyta, Magnoliopsida, Poales, Poaceae. Gene Ontology annotation, molecular function: protein binding.